Epithele typhae is the source of this 1710-nucleotide messenger RNA. RefSeq names its product Mis12-Mtw1 protein family-domain-containing protein. Lineage: Eukaryota; Fungi; Basidiomycota; Agaricomycetes; Polyporales; Epitheliaceae. Gene Ontology annotation, biological process: mitotic sister chromatid segregation; cell division. The coding region runs from base 1 to 1710 and encodes 569 amino acids. The transcript is spliced from 6 exons. The record is from RefSeq and is a predicted model, not a curated record. Gene Ontology annotation, cellular component: MIS12/MIND type complex.
AUGAUACCCUCCCAGCCACAGGCGGGCAAGCGCAAAGCCACCGACGAUGUCAACCCUCUCGCAGCGACGGCAGGGAAGAAGCUCAAACGAGAGGUGUUGAACGGCGAGGAGCAGCCCGGCGGACUCGUGAUCGUACGCGCGCCCGCGCCCAGCCGUUCUCUCCAAAUUGAACCCGUCCCAGCAGAACCCCGCGCCGUGUCCCGGCCUCCCUCCCGUCCGCCGUCCGCUCCACCACCCUCUCAGUCUUCGCAGUCUUCAAACCCCCCUGCCAAGAAGCUCCGUGCCGAUGGCUCCUCGCGCUCUGUCUCCAAAUCCAAGGACCGCGACGUGUACACCACCUCCCGCGCGGAACCCGAAGUGCUCGAGGACGUGCGGCAAAUGCAGUCCGAGACCGAGUCCCUCAAGCGUCGCUCCCAAGCUGCGGGCCAGGCUGCGGGCGCGCUCAACGUAGCGGUCGACUUCCCACCACGGACCUCACGAACGCCUAAUCGACGGAACGGGAACGUGGACACGACAGAACCUGUCGCAUCGCAGGAGACGCCGCAGAUAGAGAAGAACAAGGCGAUGCGGGGCGAGACGGGGCAUCGGAGGAGGUCGUCGGUCAGCCGUGGUAAGCGCGUCAGUUCUAGCUACGAGACGACUGGCGUGAUUUCACAUCCACACACGUCGGUAUCGGUCUCAAGCUUCUUCAAGCACAUCGAUAGCGAGCUACCCGAACCACAUCGUGCACGACAACUCCUUAUAUGGUGCUCAAAUCGCGCCAUGCACGAGCCAACAGAUCAGACGCCUCAAGCUUCGUCUUCAAGACGGACUUCAACCAACUCUGGCAAGGACCCACCUCCUUUGUCUGCGGCCCAGUCGGACACCCUCAAGCGGACACAAGAGAGCCUCAUCAAGAUGCUCGCCGAGAAGAAGGUCGACACCAACGUCUAUGGUGGGGCGGGAUCACAGACUAGCGAUGGGACGAGGGCGUUGAAGGAGAACGAGCAGAACGUGAGGAACAGAGCACGAGAGACGAGGUUCAACGGGCAUAUACAACGGUCGAAAGUCGAGGCGGAGGCGUGGAAGGAGCUUUCGGACGCGUACGAUGGGCAUCGAAAGUCGGUCCAGGCGGACUUGGAAAAGCGAAGACGAGCGUUAGCGUCUGCGAAGUCCAAGGGCAAGGAGCGUGCGUCGGCGGACGACUUCGAUGACUGGGACGUGGAGAGGCGAGACCUGCCGGAGCAGUUCUUGUCAAGCGGGAGCGUCGAUCGCGCGCGGAGCAUCGUGGCAGGCCAGUCCUCCAAGGCGGCUCCGUUGCGAGGUCGACUACAAGAGUUGGAGUACUCGAUGGACCGGUUACAUACCUUCGCCAACUCCGCCCUCCAAACCACCCGCGUCUCUGAAGCCGACCUCAACCGCCAUCCCUCCUCCCUGUCGUCCUACGUGCCACCCACACACCCGCGCCCGCCGGCGACCGACCCACAAGACCUCCUCCGAGCGCUCUCACGGAUCGACGCCGCCCGUCCACAGGCGGAGGUGGGCGACGCCGCCCGUCGCGCCGUGCGCGAGGUCCAGCGCGCGGCGGAGGCGUCCGUCGGGACCGCAGAACGGCGGCUCACGGGCGUGCCCCCGCCGACGCCGCGCAAGCCUCCGGGACGCCCCGUCGAGAGCGCACCCCAGGCAAGGGACGCUGACGACCCACCGCCCUCACGCGACGACCCCCGAUGA